AUGGGACCAUUCCCUCCAUCCUACGGUCAACAAUACAUACUGGUGACAGUGGACUACAUGUCCAAGUGGAUUGAAGCUGUGGCUUUGCCAACUAACGAUAGUCGAGUAGUAACUCAAUUUCUGAAGAAAAAUAUUUUCACGAGGUAUGUGAAACAUCGUGUCUCAACUCCAUACCAUCCUCAGACUAGUGGGCAAGUAGAAAUCUCCAAUAGGGAGUUAAAUAAGAUUCUCGAAGUUAUGGUCAAUGCAUCACGUAAAGAUUGCGUUAAGAAACUAGAUGAUGCACUUUGGGCAUAUAGAACAGAAUUUAAGACUCCAAUUGACAUGUCUCCCUAUCGGUUGGUAUUUGGGAAGGCGUGUCAUCUGUUAGUUGAGUUAGAGCAUAAAGCAUGCUGGGUGACACACUUGCUCAAUUUCAAUAUGAGAGCAGUAGGAGAAAAGAGGGUUCUACAGUUUCAUGAGUUAUAUGAGUUUCGUUUGGAUUCAUAUGAGAAUGCAAAGAUUUACAAGGAAAAGACCAAGAGAUGGCACGACAGGCAUAUAAAGGAGAAGGAGUUUGAGGUUGGUCAGCAAGUAUUGAUGUUCAAUUCACGCCUCAAGCCUUUUUUGGGAAAGCUCAAGUCUAGGUGGUCAGGUCCCUUCACAAUAGUAGCUGUAUUUCCACAUGGUGUUGUAGAAGUGGUGUCUCAAGAUCAACAAAAGAGGUUCAAAAUAAAUGGACAACAGUUGAAAGCUUAUUGGAGAGGUGUCUACUCCAAUGAGAAAACAACCGUGGCACUUGACAAUGCAGAGUAG
Molecule: messenger RNA, 795 nt
Organism: Olea europaea var. sylvestris
Lineage: Eukaryota; Viridiplantae; Streptophyta; Magnoliopsida; Lamiales; Oleaceae
Exons: 2
Coding region: 1-795 (264 amino acids)
Molecular function (GO): nucleic acid binding
Source: RefSeq, a predicted model, not a curated record